Molecule: messenger RNA, 2616 nt
Organism: Tetranychus urticae (two-spotted spider mite)
Lineage: Eukaryota; Metazoa; Arthropoda; Arachnida; Trombidiformes; Tetranychidae
Product: low-density lipoprotein receptor-related protein 2-like
Cellular component (GO): signaling receptor complex; plasma membrane
Molecular function (GO): protein binding
Source: RefSeq, a predicted model, not a curated record
CCAUAACUUGAUGAUACUUGUAGAUACCGUCGGUAUCUAUCAUCAAGUUAUAAUUGAGUUAUGCAUCUUGAGCCUUAAAGUUGCAAAUUAGUGUUUCAUUUGCAUCCAAAAUCUUGUUGCAGUAAAAGAUCUAGUUUUCAUCUGAUUUGUGUAAAAGAAUCGAGAGUUUACUUUAAUUGUGAUUUGAUAAUUUAUGGAUCCUGUAUUCAUAAUAUUGAAAGGAGAUGAUUACAUUGAAAGUGAUCCUUAUUGUCAACAGUUACAAGAAAGUGGUUAUUUAUCGUUUCAAGUUCCUCCAUUAUCUUUUGAAUUCGUCAAUAUUGAACAAUUGACUGCAAGAUUAUCUCAAACUGACAGUUAUUGUGGUUUGGUUUUAACUUCGACAAGGGCUGUGGAGGCCUGCCAAAGAGCUUGUGCCAGCGACAGCAAAUUAUUCAAUGUAGUUGCAGCCAAAUUAUUAUUUCCAGUUGGUCCGAAAACUUUUGAGGCUCUCAACGCGGCAUUCAACUCAAGUACUAUCGAUGAGCAAAUCGUCAACUCUCUAGGUUCUGCUGAAUCACUUGCUUCAGCGAUAGUUAAAAAUUUUAGUGAUCCAAUAAAAAGUUCCGGAAAACCCCUGUUAAUGCCAUCCUCAUCAAUUGCCAAAGAAACGAUUCCAAGCAUUUUAAGUGAAAAAGGAAUCCAAGUUGAUUGUUUUGCCUGUUAUCACACCUGGCCAAACCCGAAUCUAAGUCAAAAGCUUGCCCAAUUGCUCAUUGAAAACAAGGGAAAAAAUAUUUUCAUGGUUCUGUUCAGUCCUUCAGGGGUUGAUUCGCUUAGAAUUGCUUUGGAUAACUUAUCAACAGGUGUAGAUCGAAAUCGAUUUAAAUUUAUCGCCAUUGGAAAAACUACAUCAAAAGCUCUGAGCGAUUUGAAUUGGCCAAUAUUUUGCGUCUCUGAGAAGCCGAAUCCGAUUUCGCUCUACCAAUCAAUUGCAGCGGCCAUGGACAAGGAAUGAAUAAGUUCAAGUAAUGAUGAAUAUUAUGGAACCAGAGCAGUGAGGAAAUCAUAGAAUCAAAAGAUCCAUUUUAAUGUUGAUUAUUGAUGAACAAUGAAAGUAAGCAUAGGUCAGGAUAGAUUUAAAAAUUUCUUGAGAUAUAUUUGUUAUCGGAUGUGUUUACAAAUAUAAACCAUAAUAAUAAACUAAUUGUUGUAGUUUUCCAUUGAUUGGACAUGGAUCAGGGAUUGAAAUCUAAAUUAAUCUGACUGUUUUUAAAGCACAAAAAAUAUCAAAUGAUAGACUUUCAAUGUCCCAAUUGAUGAGCAAAAACUAAUGAAAUAGGAUUGUUGGGAAAUAAACAAGAAGUCAAAUUAACUAUCAUUUUGUUCCGGAGAUGUUUCCAAUAAUUAAUUUGUUCACCCCAGUUCAUCCAAUACUUUUGAUUCUUCCUUUCUCUUUCUCUCUUUUCCCUUUUCCCUUUUGUCUCUGUCGACAUUGUGAUUAGUCUAAUUACCAGUGUUUCAUUCCUAAUGAAAAUUCAUCAAUCUGGGUCAACUUUUGAUUUAUUUGAGCCAUGAAAUGAUUGCAAACAAUAUUUGAAUAUGGUAAAGAGUGUCGUUAGACCAGCUCGAACCGCUUUCAUCUUCUCCAUCACCUAACCUACUCUUCUUCGAUCAUCAGGAGUACCACCACCAUCUUCAAUCCCCCACGCUAUUCUGUGUCGUCCUUUCAUGUAUUUCCUUUGUCAUCCCCUGUCUUUCAAAGGACAUUACCAUUUCUCUUGAUGUUCCCAUUUGCCAUUUUUUCAGUAUAAAAAGACUAACAAAUUAGCAAAAUGUUUAUCUGAUUCAUUAACUGGAAUAUCUGUGUGAACACAAUCGGCAAGAAUCCGAGUGAUUAAAUUGAGUGAAAAUGAAGACAACAAUCAUCGUUAUUGCUCUAGCAACUCUUGUUGCCAUGAUUGAUGCUGCAUCACCAAUGAGACGGCAAAGCCAAUGUUACCGAUGUGAUUAUGCUGAUUGUAUUAGUUACUCUCAUGUUUGUGAUGGAACCCGAGACUGUUAUGAUGGAUCAGAUGAAUUUGGCUGUGAAACAUACUGCCCAUUCCCAGAGUACUACAGGUGUAGUGAUACUGGUCUCUGUAUGGAUUCCUAUCAUGUUUGUGAUGGAAGAAGAGAUUGCCGAAAUGGGGAAGACGAAGCUCCAUACAAUUGUCAGCUCUACACAGCCAAAGGAAUUGAGCAAAAUGAUCUCAAAAAGAAGCUUGCUCGAUCUCUUGCUAAUUAGUUCAAGUAGUGAAAAACAAAUCAUCAAUGGAAAGCAAAACGGGUGGCAGUGAACAACGAGUAGCUUAUCUAUUGGAUACCAAUAACAAUCGUUCUGGUUGAUCCCAUUUAAUAUCAAAAGAUUCAAGUAAACACUCAUUUUCCAAGCCAUAAACACUUUUCCAUUUCAACUAUUCACACCUUCAAGACUAAAAUUGCACAAACAACACUCCAAUAAAACUCGCACAAUUGUUUUUCUGAGAUAAAACUGAGUAAUAUUUUGAAACAUGACCUCAUAAUAAAUUAUGAUUUGAAAUGCUGUUUUUCAUGAAUAAAGUACAAGAAUGGUAUAAUUAAAAUAGUUAACUUUCA